UUGCUGUAGUCUAUAAAAUUUGAGCAAGAACAAGAGGAAACUCACUUCAGCCGCACCCUUCACGUACUGCGCGUGGGAGGCUACGAGGCCGGGUUGUUGUUGGUUGGAGGACAUGGCGAGGUUUGUAGCUUGUGUGAAUGGAAAUAGAGUAAAGAUGGAUUGGAAGGCUAUGUGGUAUGUAUGGUACGUUGCGAUUCGAUUUGUGAUGUUACGUGGAUGCGAUGUUGAUGUUGUAUUUCAGGUACUCGAUGAAAGAUCAUUGACGUCAUGGACGACCCGGGCUCGCAUCAUUGUCACAUGGACACGCGACAUCGGUUGGCACGCGCAGAUGCUCAGCCCCUGACUACCGAAUGCACACUCGCGAAUCGAAUAGUUUCGAGUAGAUGGUCGCCGCAAACAUGAUGUCGACUUUCAUUCUAUUUAAUCAGUUUUAGGAACUG
Messenger RNA from Paraphaeosphaeria sporulosa, 440 nucleotides. RefSeq lists its product as uncharacterized. The transcript has a single exon. Lineage: Eukaryota; Fungi; Ascomycota; Dothideomycetes; Pleosporales; Didymosphaeriaceae. Bases 113 to 343 code for a protein of 76 amino acids. The record is from RefSeq and is a predicted model, not a curated record.